Dinoponera quadriceps is the source of this 1131-nucleotide messenger RNA. It is a transcript of the gene mRpL15, whose product is annotated as 39S ribosomal protein L15, mitochondrial. Gene Ontology annotation, molecular function: structural constituent of ribosome. Gene Ontology annotation, cellular component: mitochondrial large ribosomal subunit. The record is from RefSeq and is a predicted model, not a curated record. The transcript is spliced from 5 exons. Gene Ontology annotation, biological process: translation. The coding region runs from base 213 to 1082 and encodes 289 amino acids. Lineage: Eukaryota; Metazoa; Arthropoda; Insecta; Hymenoptera; Formicidae.
CUUUCUCUUUCGUACAUACUUUGAACACACUUUCGGUUCCAGCACUCCUCCUCCAUGUCUAUAUACUCAAAGCUUUAAGGUCGUCCGCAGCCAUAACCAAGAUAUUUUUAGGAUAAAUUGGAAGAUUUAUCGAUAUCUAAGUUCAGUGUUUAUUUAACGUGAAUGUAAAAUCAGUUGAAGAUUUAAUAAUUGACUAACACAGACGCGUCGACAUGGCUGGAAAACAAGGAAAGGAUUUAGCAUUGUCAAUGCUACGAGUUUUACCUAGGGUGAUGUUAACGAACAUCCGAGAUAAUCCCGGCAAAAUAAAAACGAAACGUGGGAGAGGACAACAUGGUGGUGAUAAACAUGGUUAUGGAAAUACGAGAAAAACUUAUAUACGUCUGGGUUAUGAGACUGGAAAUAGUCCUUUCUAUUUGCGAUUCAGCAAAGAACCUUAUUAUAAGGGCCACCACUUGAGACGAGAAUAUCCGCCGCUUUCUUUGGGAGAUCUGCAGAUGUACAUUGAUACAAAUCGGCUGGAUGUUACCAAACCAAUUGAUCUUGUUUCAGUGAUGAACACAGGCUUAUACCAUCUUAAUUUAUACUAUAAACAUUCAGGCAUUCACUUAACAGAUGAGGGUGCACAUACUUUUAAAGCAAAAGUAAAUAUAGAAGUACAGUGGGCCAGCGAGCCUGUAAUCGCCGCGGUUGAGAGAAAUGGUGGUGUGAUUACAACUGCUUAUUAUGACCUAAGAGCUCUCUCAGCCAUAUGUAACGUAGAGCAGUUUUUCAGCCGAGGUGAGCCGAUACUUCGCAGAUUUUUGCCGCCGACAGACUGUCUUGAGUAUUAUUCCAACCCCGUUACAAGAGGAUACUUGGCUGAUCCUGAGAAAGUUUCUCAAGAACGUUUAGUGCUCGCGCAGAAAUACGGCUAUGAAUUACCAAAAAUCGAGGACGAUCCCGAUUAUGAGAUGUUGUGCGAACGCAAGGAUCCGCGGCAAUUGUUUUACGGUCUGGCACCAGGAUGGGUGGUUAGCCUUAGAGAUAAAGUCAUAUUGAAACCUAAAGCUGAAUAUCUGAAAGAAUUUUAUAUGAAUUAAAAAAUUGUACAGAGUUAACAUAAUGUAUAAUUUGAUCAGAUUUAAUAAA